This is a messenger RNA of Ostertagia ostertagi, 486 nucleotides long. The record is from the annotation of a GenBank genome assembly. Lineage: Eukaryota; Metazoa; Nematoda; Chromadorea; Rhabditida; Trichostrongylidae.
CAUGCGGCGCUGGUCGAGCUUCAUCUUCUUGAUCGUAUAGUAUUUACUUGCGACAAAUCUGUGCCGGCUGUCAUCUAUAAGGUGUCCGAGGAAUCAUUCGCUGAGUGUAAAUAUGAUAUAUCAGCGGAGUGGGUCGGGGAAUGCUCUCGAGGUUUGAAGUAUGUGCCAGUGUCUUUACGAAAUCUUGGUUUUGGGCCUACUCAGACAGUUUACUACCCAAACAAGACAUACUUCUUCACAUCGUUUUCGUCUGGUACUAGAUAUGGCAUCAGAGAUAGAAAAGGUGGCCUCUGUGAGAAAGGAGUGCGACUCAUUCUUGAAAUUCGUGAUUCUACUGUCCGUGUCCCUCUGAAACCACGUACUGACGCUGGAUUGCAUGAAUUGCAGGUCCCGUACAACGUGUUCUUAUGCGUAUGCCUGAAAAAAUUUCCAACAGAGCCCUCCAUAAGAAUCAGCUUCCCUAAAACCGAAGUAUCCCUGCUAGAG